Mytilus trossulus (common blue mussel) is the source of this 3576-nucleotide messenger RNA. RefSeq lists its product as uncharacterized. The record is from RefSeq and is a predicted model, not a curated record. Lineage: Eukaryota; Metazoa; Mollusca; Bivalvia; Mytilida; Mytilidae. The transcript is spliced from 6 exons. Bases 172 to 963 code for a protein of 263 amino acids.
AAAGCAGUUCCAUACGGAAUGUCUUUUUAAAACUAGUAUACGAAAAGCGGGAAAUAAUGUAAAUAAAAGUUUGUUUGAAGUCCUUUGAAAGAUGUGAUCGUUAGCUAUCUUGCAUUUUAACCGUUUUAGGUUCCAAAUAGUGCCAGUUUCAGCCAAGCGACCCCAAAAGAUAUGGAUGAUUCCUACUGCAGAGAACUAACCAGUUCUCUGAAGCUGGAAUUUGAUACAAAGAGAAGACAGCUGCUGGAAAUACAAGCUGAAUUCAAUAGAUUGAUCAAACCAAGUGAACUACAAAAAAGUGAAGCUUCUAGUGAAAAAACAUCUGAAAAUAAGCUGAUUCUACUAAGUAUUGAUGAACAAAUGUGUCUCCGUCAUAAAUUAGAUAGAUUGGCAAUGAAAUUAAAAGCUGUCAACACAGCAGGAAGUCAGGAGCAUAUCCAUUUGAAUUCUGUGCAUGAGGAAUUAAUAGCCUUACAUAGGAGGAAAGAUGUGAACACUCUCAAUACCAGUUAUGAUUUCCAGAAGCUUGCACGUUUUGUAACAGAUUUACAGUCAGACCAUGAAUGGAACUGUCAGCUAAAGGGAGAAAUAGAAAACCAGAUAAAUAAAGCAUAUAGAAAGAUUGCUAAGCAGCAAGUGUUAUUGUCUAGAAGAUGUAGUGAAAGUUCUGAUCCAGUAGAAAAGGAAAAUGCAGGACGCUUAUUGGAUGAUUUUGUUAAACAACACAUAACUUCAAAGAAGCUACCUUUCCAGGAAAGUCAGCAUCAAAUCAACACUCAGACACAACCAGUUUCAGAAUCACAUUCACAUAUCAGCAUUCAGGAAAAGCCUUUUUAUUGCAGUCAGCAACUAGGUAAUGCCCAGAAGAAACUUUGUGGGGAAAACCAAGCAGAGGUAGAUCAGAUGAAAAAUAAUGUACAAGGAACUAGACCAAGGAAGAUUCCUUUUAAGGAACAAAAUUAACAUUAAUGUAUAAUCUUUGUCUGUCUCUCUGUCUGUAACAAGGUGUGAACACUGCUUCAAAAGUAUGUUUUGCUCAAAUGCUUUUAUAUUUUUAUUGUUUUGAUUUUGAAGUCAGUCCCAUAUAUAGUCCAUACAAUACACAAUUUAGAUUUGACCAUUUGUUAUAAAUCUGCUUGAAUUAUGUCUGUGAAUAGAUCAGUAUUAUAUGCAUUCUGCAUCAAACAGAAAGUUCCAGAAAUUAUCAGAUUGUUCUUAUUACUGGUAUUAAAUUCAUAAUUUAUCCAAAAAGAUAUUUUUAAUAGUAUUUUGGGUUACAAUGCAGAAUAAGACAUUUCUUCAAAUGUAUAAUGUGGAUUCAUCAAUUUUUGUGGAUUAAGGAAAACUUGCAUUUUCUUAGAUUUUUGAUUUCAUGGUUGUGCUUAUCUCUAUAUAGAGCCUAUAAAAAAUUUGUAAUUCCACGAAUAUUUCAAUUCUAUGUCAACCUUUACCCAGGAAACCCACAUAAAUUGGUAUCCAACAAAUAAUAAUGAAUCCAUAGUAUGUAAAAUGUUCAACACAUCAGUAGGUAUACUUACUGACACAGUUGUAAUGUAUAUCUAUAAAGUUAGUCAUCAUUUUACAAAUGACUGGUGUUCUAUGUACUGUAUAAUCCUUUUCAUAAUAUUUAUCAAAUAAUUCAUCAUCUUAAUUUAUUUCAAACUUGCAGUAACUUUCUAGUUUGUACUAUCAUAGAAGUAAUAUUUUAAAAAGAAAUUUAAUAUUACUUCUAUGGCAUAUAUAGUUCAAUUAGAAAAUAGAAUCUGUAUUCAUCCAAAGUAAAAUUUUAAAUAGUAAACUAAGGUUUUGUCUUUUUGAAACACCUUGCUUUGCUUUACAUUCAAAAUUUGCUUCAGUGUGCUCAGAUAAAAAAAAAUUAUGCUUUGCAGGACUACUGUUAAAUUUCAAUAUUGUUGCAAGCAAACACUUGAUGAAUGAUUUUGAUGUGGCAGCUACUUUUAUUAGAGAGAUAUCCUAGUAUUUAAAACAUUGUUAACAAAUCAUAUCAAUAUUUAGGGUUUAGAUAAAAUCUUUAUUUUAUCUUCUCUACAAAUGCGGCAGCUUCUUUUAUCACGAGUGAUGUUCUGGUAUUUAAAACAUUGUUAACAUUUCAUAUCAAUAUUCAGUGUUAAGAUAAAAUCUUUUAUUUUAUCUUCUCUAGAUAUUUGCUGUUGUUCAGCCGUCCACUCUUGAGUUUAAAUAAUAGCAAUUUAGUUAUUCCCUCUUACUCAUUUUUAGCUCACCUGACCUGAAAGGUCAAGUGAGCUUUUCUCAUCACUUGGCGUCCGUCGUCCGUAAACUUUUACAAAAAUCUUCUCCUCUGAAACUACUGGGCCAAAUUUAACCAAACUUGGCCACAAUCAUCCUUGGGGUAUCUAGUUUAAAAAAUGUGUCCUGUGACCUGGCCAUCCAACCAAGAUGGCCGCCAUGGCUAAAAAUAGAACACAGGGGUAAAAUGUAUAUUUUGGCUUAUAUCUUUGAAACCAAAACAUUUAGAGCAAAUCUGACAUGGGGAAAAAUUGUUGAUCAGGUCAAGAUUUAUCUGCCCUGAAAUUUUCAGACGAAUGGGACAACUUGUUGUUGGGUUGCUGCCCCUGAAUUGGUUAUUUUAAGGAAAUUUUGCAGUUUUUGGCUAUUAUCUUGAAUAAUAUUAUAGAUAGAGAUAAACUGUAAACAGCAAUAAUGUUCAGCAAAGUAAGACCUACAAAUAAGUCAACAUGACCAAAAUUGUCAGUCAACCCCUUAAGGAGUUAUUGCCCUUUAUAGUCAAUUUUUAACAACUUUUCGUCAUUUUUUGUAACUUGUACAAAAAUCUUCUUCUCUGAAACUACAUGGCCAAAUUUAACCAAACUUGGCCACAAUUAUCAUUGUGGUAUAUAGUUUAAAAAAUGUGUCCGAUGACCCCGCCUACCAAACAAAAUGGCCGACAUGGCUAAAAUUAGAACAUAGCGGUAAAAUGCAGUUUUUGAAUUAUAUCUUUGAAACUAAGAAAUUUAGGGCAAAUCUUUCAAGAUUUAAAUGUCCAUCAGAAUAAGAUCUAUCCCCUCACAAAUUUUCAGAUGAAUCCGACAACUCGUUGUUGGGUUGCUGCCUUAAAAUUGUUAAUUUUAAGGAAAUUUUGCAGUUUUUGGUUAUUAUCAUGAAUACUAUUAUAGAAGAUAGAGAUAAACUGUAAACAGCAAUACUGUUCAGUAAAGUAAGAUCUACAAAUGAGUCAACAUGAUCAAAAUUGUUAGAGGACCCCUUUAGGAGUUAUUGCCCUUUAUAGUCAAUAUUGAACAACUUUUCGUCAUUUUUUUAACUUGUACAAAAAUCUUCUUUUCUGAAACUAUGGGCCAAAUUUAAACAAACUUGGCCACAAUCAUUACAAGGGUAUCUAUUUAAAAAAAGUGUCUAAUGACCCCACCUACCAACCAAGAUGACCGACAUCAGUAAAUACAGUAACAGGUGAGCGACACAGGCUCUUGAGAGCCUCUAGUUUUAAAAUUGUACAAUUAUGUUAUGUAUUCCUUAUUUAUCAUCAUUGAAAAUAGACCUAAGAAAAAUGUUUUGCCUGAUAAGGAGAUACUUUCAGAA